Molecule: messenger RNA, 11071 nt
Organism: Gallus gallus (chicken)
Lineage: Eukaryota; Metazoa; Chordata; Aves; Galliformes; Phasianidae
Gene: ALS2
Product: alsin Rho guanine nucleotide exchange factor ALS2
Exons: 38
Coding region: 5435-10384 (1649 amino acids)
Molecular function (GO): guanyl-nucleotide exchange factor activity
Source: RefSeq, a predicted model, not a curated record
GAGCGAGCUUUGAAACAGGCUGGGAAAGAAAAUUUUUGCUUAUGCUUAUACCUUGUUGUGAGACAGUAUGUUUUCAUGUCACAACAAGAUGGGUAGAGCAAACAAACAGCUAUUCCUGCUCAGCUGCAGUCACCAUGUAUCCUUUCAUCCCUUGAAGAGUCCUGUGCUGUUUGCAGUGUUUUGGUAUGCAACCUACAAACUCCCUGUGUUGAGGUGCUCAUAGGUAUGAACUCUGGAAGCAUGCUGUGCUGGAGUCUGUUCUGAUGGACUACAUAAAGGUAACUGUAAUUUCAUGUAUGUGGGGAAACCUAGCUGUGCUUAUUUCUGUAGUAUAAAUGGAUAUUAUCUGCAUUUUUGGACUGCUUUAGAGCAUAAGAUGUAUUUGAAUUGCUGCUGGAAUUUGGAGGAAUGCUGGAAAACUGAUUAAAUAGCAAAAGAACUGCAAUGCAUCUUGAACUGAAGGUAGCUUAAGUAAGUCCUAAUGCAGCUCUUCAAUGUGGACUGCACUAAUGGGAGUCCUGAUUAUGUAAGUAUUGUAUAGACUGACACUAAGCAUAUAGAUGUUAUUGCUAAGGGAAAAUAUAACUUCAAUUUCUGUAUAGUAGCUAUUCACCUGAGUGAAAACUGUGCUUGUCUCUGGCUUUCUUCACAGCUAGUCUAGCAUUUUCCUUAUUUUUUUCUUGGAUUCCUUAGCCUCACGUCUCAUGUUCUUCUCUAGAUCUGUUCUUUCAUACUUGAGGUGUUCUGCUAUCACCACCACCUUCUGGCAUGACCUCAUUGCUCCUUCUUUGUCAGCAAUUGUCUGCCUCUUAAAAAAACAAAAUGAAACAGAUCACCAUCUUCUAUUGGUUAAUCUCAUACUUCCUAUUUAGAAAGUAUUUUUUCAUCAAUUAGAUGAAUUAGAAUGAAAUAGAAAAUAAUGUUGGAAUACUGAUAUCACAAGUACUUAAAAUAAUCUUAAUUAAAAAAUUGUCUUAAAUUGUGAUUAUUUUUUUUCCUAGUGUUUAUUGUUUUGAUUUUCAAGGCUUUCUCUGCAAAUAUAUUUUAGAAAUAGGAUCUUCAGCUAUGCAGUGUCUGGGGCUUUCAGAGGAGAUACCAAAGACACUGAAAACAUCAAGAAAUGAACAAAUAUUGCAUUGAUGUUAUUGUUGCUAACAUCUUGUGCUGUUACAUCAAAGCUAGGUUGUGGAAUUUCUCUUCAGCCUAGGGCAACUAUGGAAGGGAUGACUUGUAACCAUUUCUAAUAGAGGUGCAACAGAAUUACUGCAAGUUUGGGACUUGGUGUCACAGGAAUUGCAUGGCAGAGACGAACUCAGUCUACUUGAAAUCUUUUCAGAUGAAUUCCAUGCAGUUUAAAUAAGCAUUAGCUUAUUUUUAUAUAGCCUUUUUAUAGACUACCUGCUCCAUCUUGUUUCUCUGUCUCUUCUGGAACUGCAGAGGCUUUCUCUGAUAAUCCCCCUGCUGCUAAGUAUGUUCUUGCAUUUUCUCUAACUGUGACUUCUUUGUUGCCACCUCCUCCUGGUUCCUCCACUCUUUUAGUUUGUUUCUGUAACCUAAAACAAAAAUGAUUAUUAAUUGCUAUAGCAACCUUGAGUUUGCUUGAACAAUCUUGGCAGGAGGAGAAGUUCUUAGCUUGAAGAGCUAAGCAGAUUGCCUAAAUGAAGGAAAGAGAAAUUGGAAUAAAGAGAAAACAGGUGCUGGUUAGUGAUACUUAACAUAUGUCUGGUUGGUUUUGCAAAUUAGUAUUUAAAAAUUAAUGAAUUGUCUACUUUCCCUCCUAACAUCUGUAGGGGGAUAAAAACCUGAAUUACAAGUUUCAGAUGUGCUUUUGGGAGGACACAAGAGACUAAGAGGAAGUUAGGGAUACAAGUUAAGUGGAUACUCUGACAGGGAGUCAAGGGAUGGAGGACAGCACAAGGGGCAGGAAAUGUUCAGAGAACAAGAGCUGGGAGAAAUAUUUAAAGUACAUUUUCUUUGCAGAGUGAAAAUACAAACAUGAAACAAGAGCCUAGGAGAUGUGACAAGCGAGGAGGCAAUAAAAAAUAAGGAAGUCUUAGAUGUAAAUGGGAUGGUGAUCUAAAUAAGCUGUUUUUGUAGGAAGAUUCAUAAUGAGAAUAAGGGUUAUGAAAGAAAGUCAAGGAGGCUAAUAUUCUCCUUAUUCUGAAAUCACGUGGGUAAUUUGCAUCACUGACUGACACGUAAGGUCAUGGUCCAAACUAACUUGGGGUUCUUAGUCCUGCAGUUUCACUUGAAUGCCUACUUUCUUUUCCACAAACAGAGUUGAGUAGGGCAUGGUACUAAUCUGAAAAAAAGAAAAAAAAGCUUACCAAGUCAGACUUGUUCUUUUCCAACCAUGUGAUUUAAUAAAAGAUGAUAAAAAGUAAAAGAUGCUACUUCUAAAAACCUGCUUCUCUACAAAUACCCUCCCUUCAGCGUUAUUUCUAGGCUGCAGCUCUUCGAAGUCACCCAAGGAGGUCGCUGUUUCCCCCAGUAAAUACCAUUCUUAAAAAAAUACAGCAUAGAAACGGCAAUGAGGUGGUGCUAGAAGAGAAUAUGCUGUACUGUAUAAUUAGAACAUUUCAAAAGGUAAACAGAAACGUGAUGAUUAGGAUGCACCAGGGCUUGUUUCUGAUACUGACGUUUCUCAGAGCUUUGCCUUUAUUUUUUUCUUUAUGCCUCCACAGCAGCAGAGGUAAAGAACAGAAAAUGCUCUUACUGUUUUUAUUUCAUUUUAUUUUAUUUGUAGUACAAAAACUCUCCCUCAUUAAGAACUUAGAUUACUAUGAGAUGCCCUUAUGUAAUUGCAACCAUGCCAAGGUUUUUGUCAAGAAAACAUUCAGUAGUAGUUUUGGUGCUGUCUAUAAAGUGUUUGGUCUUCAUGGAAGUACCAUAAGCUAGAUAGAAUUGGCUGAAGAAGUGAAUUUGUGUAAUGACCAAUAGUGGUUCACUGUCAAUUUUUCAUUAAUGACUUGGAAUAAAGGUAAUUUUAGGACUCAAAAUUCAGAGUAACAGUAAAUGGACAGAAGUAUUGAAGUGUAUUUGGAACAAGCAAUGCUAAGCUUAGGAAAAACCUGCUGCUAAAAGAUGCAGCUUUAUGUACGCAUGCACCUCAGGUGAAAAUGUUUGUUCUCCACCUUGGAAUUUGCCUGAGGGUACAAGGUGAGUCUGCUGGCUCCUUCACAUUGUGUGCCAUAAUAGUCUUCUAUUACAUUAGCGGAUACUUGGUUAUAUAUAUUUCUUCAUACAUAAACAUGUAUAGGUUUGGAUAUAUACAUUUGGCUGGCAGAAAACAAAGCAAAGAAUACAGAGGUUUUACAUUAUUUUUCAGUUGUUUCCUUUUCACUUUAAAGGUCAUUGUUGCUAAGCACGUAUCCUCUGUGCUCCUCUGUUCUUUUUCCAACUUUGCUUUCAUUUUUUUUCCAUUUAUUCCUGCUGCUCUUGUUUUUUUCAGUUUGUUCUUGUUCCUUCCCUCUCAACAUCCUUCUUUCUGCUGCUCUUACUUUUUACCUUGCAGGUUUCUUCUUGCUGUUUUCCAGAAGGAAUCUGAACAGGAAUAUAAUAAUACAUGAGUUCCUUGAAAAAUGAUUUAUCUGUUACAAGUUAAUAUUUGAAAUUACUGGAAGGGAUAUGCUUUACAUAAUUCUUAAAGUAGAUUUGGCUUACGUAGGACUCUCUCUGUCACUGUGGCUGACUGUGUCUGUUUAUUUUUAUGUAGAGUACCAAAAAGAAAAAUGAGAGAACAGAAUAUCUAAAUACUUGCCUUCAUGAGACCUGUUAACUCUUACGUUUAUUUCCUAGUAUUUAAUGUCUCAAUAUAAGCUAUGUUUUCCAAACCUCUGCUAAGUUCAUGUUUUCUCUUGUAUUUUUUCCAAGUGUUUUGAAGUUGUAAUAAAUCAGAGAGUAGGCACAGGGAGUUUAGUCCCAAGAAAGAAUAAUGCUUUGAGGAAACUGGUAUUAAAAAAGGGGAGGUGGGGGGCAGGGCUGACAGCUGAGCUAUCAGCCAGAAUCACUGCAGUGAAAUCAGAAGGUUAUGAACUGUCAGCAACACAGAACCAAGGAUCUGUGGAAAGAGCUUGCAUCAGCAGAAGUAAGGCUUGGGUCCCCAUGGUCCUCCUGCCAUGGCCCUGGGUGUUGAUGCUCCUCAGAGCGAAGGAAACUGUUCUAGAAUUUGCAGUGAUUUAAGAUGCUGCUCUCUAAGCAUGUCCAAUUUCUGUUUUUUUCUUUUUUAACCUCAGUCUGCUCUCUCUUCAUGAAAAGGGAUAGAGGAGCACUUUGAAAGCUAGUCUUAGAGAUUUGUGUCUGGGAAUUGGAGCUUUUGCUGGGCAUUCUGUAGUGCAAAAUGGGAAUAGCUGCCAAGCGCUGCAGAGUGGCCCGUGCCCUUCUGUGCCUGCCUCAGCACCCAGCCUCCCUCUGCUUUGCGCCUCACUGCCUCUUUCGGUUUACGGAGGAGCACCUGCUUCCCGCCAAAACGAGACCUCCUCAGCGCUCCCUGAGGAGCUCCUUGUGGCUGCGAGUGCAGCUUUGUGCCUGCCAGGCUGGAGGAGGAGGCCAGCUGGGUGAGAUGAGGAAGGUGAGGGUGCAGGCUCCUUGGAGCUGGACUCCGAUUGGGUUCACCUGCUGCCCCUCGUGAGGUACUCACUGCCCUCACCUGCUGCAACAUGGCAGGCGGAAGCUGCUCCUUCUGUUUUUGUCAACCUGCCGAAAAACCUCCACGAGUGGUGGCUUCUCCCCGUGCCUGCCUGCAUGGCUAAUACUUGGGCAAAUAAAUAACUAAGAGAAUUAAGAGAAGGUCUGGUGCCCCUAUCGCAGCACGUCUGAGACGGGUUUGAGUCCUGAAGGAGCUGAGUGACCUCUUCCUACAGAGAAAGUAUGGGCGGGCCCCCUCUGAAGUCUCACCUUCUGUGCAGUACUGGACAUCUGGCCGUGGGCUGAUGUGACUGAGAUCUGCAGGCAAGCCUACAGAAAGGUGGUGAGAAGAAACAGCUUGAUGACCCUCAAGAACAAAAAUCUCCAUUUACUUGCACUUACAAACUCUUACCUGCUUUACCAAGGCAUCCUACAUCUGCCAAGAGAAGUUUGUUCUGGAAAAGGGAAAGAUCUGCUGUGAGAUUACACUGAGGCAUCUGACUUCUAUGGACCCCAAAGUAAAAGAAAGUAUCCCAGAUAACUGAGACCAAGCACCCUAAUACACGAAUGCAGAAUUCCCCGCAUGCCAGGUUCUCUGUCCUUCGACCACUGGAUCUGUUAAAGAAUUCAUUGUGGUGAAGCUGCAUGACUACCAUGAAAUUACAUCCACUCAAGCCCUAGUGUGGAGGUGGGCAGGAUGGAUGCCAGGGAGGUGAAGUGUGUUGACAGAACAAAAGCCAGUUUGUGGAGAGACUGUUUCUUUUGAAAGAGAGAUGAUUUGAUGGUGAUGGAGUGCUGCCACUGACAGAUGGACUCACAGGAAAGAAGCUCAGAAGAGGCAGAAGGAGCCAAAGAGAGAGGCCUGGUCUAUACCUGGAGGGCUGGUUCCUGCUCUGUAACUCCAGAAAGGCUUCCAGGCCUCUGUGGAAAGACUGUACUGCAGGCAGCCCUUGGUACAAAUCAUGGCUUACUUUUAACAGAAGGUGGUGAGGUCUACAGUUUUGGAAAACUGCCCUGGCGAUCAGGACCAGAGGAGUUCUGUGCUAAUAGUCCCAUUUUAGAAAAUACCUUGCUUGGGCAGCAUGUUAUUACAGUGGCAGCUGGCAGCUUCCAUAAUGGAGCUGUGACAGAAGGUGGUGUGGUGUACAUGUGGGGGAACAAUUCUUCUGGACAGUGUGCAGUUGCUAAUCAACCAUAUGUGCCGGAACCACAACCUAUCAGUAUUUCUGAUUCUGAAACCAGUCCUCUACUAUCAGUAAGGGUUUUGCAGCUAGCAUGUGGAGAAGAGCACACGUUGGCACUAUCACUAAGCAGAGAGAUAUGGGCUUGGGGGAGUGGCUGCCAGCUAGGUCUUAUAACAACAACUUUCCCAGUGACAAAGCCACAGAAGGUAGAGCACCUGGCAGGACGUGUUGUGCUCCAGAUUGCUUGUGGAGCCUACCACAGCCUGGCACUGGUACAAUGUCUCCCUGUGCAGGAGAUGAAGCCUAUUCCAGAGAGGUGCAAUCAUUGCAGUCAACUCCUCAUUACCAUGACAGACAAGGAAGAUCAUGUAAUCAUUUCCGAUAGUCACUGUUGCCCACUGGGCGUAGCGCUGGCUGAUAAACAACCAGAAAACCAUGCCUUCUGUUCUUCGUUGGAAAACCUGGAAGGAAAAAGUGUAACAGGUAGUCAGAGUGAAGACUGUAAGAAACCUCUUGUGGAAGAGCAUACACUUGUUGCUUUAGAAUCUGAUGGAGCAAGCUUACUUUCCAGCAACAAUGGACAGGAAGACAGUGGAAUUUCUAGCCCUGGAAAUAUUCUGUGUACUGACAAAAAAGAAGUGAAAGAAUACUUAAUCGGUUUAUCUGAUCACACAUUAAAUGAGAGCCUGGAGAAAAAUAUCUGCACAGAAUCUGAGCAGCCUUCUCAAGGAGAACAAAUAGGUGCUUGUAUCCCUGGUCCUCCAGGUACGAGUGCGUCUGCCUUAAACAGCCUGGUGGCCUCCUGUGCAUCAGCAGUUGGUGUGAGGGUAGCUGCUACAUAUGAAGCUGGAGCGUUGUCUCUAAAGAAAGUAAUGAACUUCUAUGGCACACCUGCAAAUGAGCCAGGCCCUCAGCCUGGCAGUGGUUCCACAGGGCCUGAAGCUCUGAAAGACAGUCGAGAAGAGCAGGUCAAACUGGAAUCAAUGCAGGGCAAGAAGAGUUCCAGUUUAGUAGAUAUUAGAGAGGAGGAAUCAGAAGGAGGAAGUCGAAGACUUUCCCUGCCUGGCCUGUUAUCACAAGUUUCUCCUAGGCUCUUACGGAAGGUAGGACGGGCAAAAAUGAGGACUGUGGCUCUGACUCCAACCUACAGUGGUGAGGCAGAUGCUCUUUUACCAUCUUUAAGAACAGAGGUAUGGAGCUGGGGAAGGGGGAAGGAUGGACAGCUAGGACAUGGUGAUGUUCUACCAAGGCUUCAGCCACUAUGUGUGAAAAGUUUAGAUGGUAAAGAAGUGAUUCAACUCUCUGCUGGUGGUCAUCAUUCCUUAGCACUCACUGCCAAAUCCCAGGUGUAUUCGUGGGGCAGUAAUAUCUUUGGUCAGCUUGGUCACACGAACUCCCCAACAACAGUCCCUCGACUUGCAAAGGUGUGUGGUGAUGGUGUUUGGAGUACAGCAGCAGGAUCAGAUUAUUCUCUCUUCUUAGCAGAUGAGGAAGACUUCCAACCUGGAUUAUAUUAUUGUGGUCAAGAGACAGCAACAGAUAAUUUGAGUGAAAAUAAUUGUAGUAAGAAUCCAGUUUUAUUACUAUCCUGUAGUAAGAUAGGAUAUAUAAGCAAUGUGAUAGCUGGUGGAGACAACUGUUUGGUCUUGGUAGACAAAAACAUAAUGGGAUAUAUUGCCAGUUUGCAUGAGUUGGCUUCUACUGAGAGAAGGUUUUAUUUCAGACUGAGUGAGAUCAAAUCUCAGGUUCUUAGACCUCUUCUAGGUUUAGAUAAUUUGGGCAAUGCAAAUACAAUCCAGUUGUUACAAGAAAUGGCAAGCAGGUUCAGCAAGCUGUGCUAUCUCAUCGGUCAACAUGGAGCUUCUUUAAGUAGCUUUCUUCAUGGAGUUAAAGAAGCCAGGAGUUUGGCCAUACUGAAGCAUUCCAGUCUCUUUUUGGAUAGUUACACUGAAUACUGUACUUCAAUAACAAAUUUCCUGGUAAUGGGAGGAUUUAUGCUUCUCGCAAAGCCUGCAAUAGACUUCUUGAGUAAAAGUCAGGAGCUGUUACAGAAACUGUCUGAGUAUAAUGAGGAAAACCCGCAACUAGUGGAUGUUCUAAAUGCUCUGUUUUUCAUGCCAUUUGGACGACUUCAUGAUUAUGCCAGAACCUUGCUAAAGCUUGCCACGUGCUUUGAAGUGGCAUCUCCAGAAUACCAGAAGCUACAAGAUUCUAGCUCUUGUUAUGAGACCCUUGCUGUCCAUCUCGGCAGAAAAAGGAAAGAAGCAGAAUACACACUCAGCUUCUGGAAGACGUUUCCUGGGAAAAUGACGGAUUCUUUGCGGAAGCCAGACCGUCGUUUAAUCUGUGAAAGCAGCAAUAGGGGGUUGUCCCUACAGCAUGCUGGAAGAUUCUCUGUGAACUGGUUUAUCCUUUUUAACGAUGCUCUGGUGCACGCUCAGUUUUCAACGCACCAUAUUUUUGCUUUGUCCACGCUGUGGGUAGAAGCUCUUUCAGAAGAAGCUGGUAAUGUGAAUGGAUUGAAGAUUACAACACCAGAAGAACAGUUUGUUCUGCUUUCUUCAACACCACAGGAAAAGACGAAGUGGCUGAGGGCAAUAAGUCAAGCAGUGGAUCAGGCCCUUAAAGGGACUUCUGAUUUAAUUCUAUAUGGAGCUGGUGGGAAUGUUCCAAGACAGGAGCCUCCUAUUUCUCGCAGUGCCAAAUACGCCUUCUAUAAGGACCCUCGAUUUAAAGAUGCUGUUUAUGAUGGGAGAUGGCUCUCAGGAAAACCCCAUGGCAGAGGGAUCCUAAAGUGGGCUGAUGGAAGAAUGUACUCAGGGACCUUCCGAACUGGACUGGAGGAUGGGUAUGGCGAAUACAGAGUGCCAAAUAAAGCCUUGAAUAAAGAUGACCACUACGUGGGGUACUGGAAGGAAGGCAAAAUGUGUGGGCAUGGAGUCUACAGCUAUGCUACUGGUGAAGUAUAUGAAGGAUGCUUUCAAGAUAAUAUGCGUCACGGCCAUGGCCUGCUGCGCAGUGGGAAGCUUACCUCUUCUUCUCCUAGUAUGUUCAUUGGACAGUGGACAAUGGAUAAGAAGAGUGGUUAUGGUGUUUUUGAUGAUAUUACAAGAGGAGAAAAGUAUAUGGGAAUGUGGCAAGAUGACCUUUGCCAAGGCAAUGGUGUUGUGGUUACUCAGUUUGGAUUGUAUUAUGAGGGAGCCUUCAGCACUAACAAAAUGAUGGGGACUGGCAUUCUGCUUUCUGAGGAUGAUACAGUUUAUGAAGGGGAAUUUUCAGAUAACUGGACUCUGAGUGGAAAGGGAACACUGACCUUGCCAAAUGGAGAUUAUAUUGAAGGUCUCUUCAGUGGAGAGUGGGGAUCUGGAAUAAAAAUCACAGGAACCUACUUCAAACCUAGCUUAUAUGAGAGUGAGAAGGAUAAGCCUAAAGCAUUGCGGAAACUUGGGAUCCUGGCAGUGCCUCCUGAUGAGAAAUGGAAGGCUGUAUUUGAAGAAUGUUGGAACCAGCUUGGCUGUGAGAGUCCAGGCGAGGGUGAUAGAUGGAAGGCUUGGGACAACAUUGCAGUGGCUCUGACCACCAACCGACGGCAACACAAGGACAGUCCAGAAUUACUGAGCCGUUCUCAUACUCAGACACUGGAAAGUCUGGAAUUCAUUCCGCAACACGUUGGUGCCUUCACCUUGGAAAAAUAUGAAAAUAUAAAAAAAUAUUUGAUAAAGGCAUGUGAUACUCCUCUCCAUCCAUUGGGCAAGCUUGUGGAAACACUAGUAGCUGUCUACAGAAUGACUUAUGUUGGAGUAGGAGCUAAUCGACGAUUACUGCAGGAGGCAGUAAGAGAGAUCAAGUCCUACCUCAAACGCAUCUUCCAAUUGGUUAGGUUCUUGUUCCCUGAUCUUCCGGAAGAGGGCAGCACAAUUCCAUUUCAGCCGACGGAAGUAAAGGGAAGGCGUUCAUUCUGCAGUGGGAAAUCUGACUCCAGAUCAGAGUCCCCUGAGCCAGGCUAUGUGGUAACCAGUUUUGGCUUGCUACUCCCUGUACUACUGCCACGUCUCUAUCCACCUCUGUUUAUGUUAUAUGCCUUAGACAACGAGCGUGAGGAAGAUAUUUACUGGGAGUGUGUCUUACGUCUAAACAAACAAACUGAUAUGGCUCUUCUAAGUUUUCUUGGAGUGCAAGCGAAAUUCUGGCCAGGAACUGUAUCCAUCCUUGGUGAGAGUAGAAAGGUAUCAUCAAAUACAAAAGAUGCCUGCUUUGCCUCUGCAGUUGAGUGUUUACAGCAAAUCAGUACCACAUUUACACCAGCAGACAAACUGAAGGUAAUCCAGCAGACUUUUGAAGAGAUAUCUCAGAAUGUACUUGAGAGCCUUCAGGAAGAUUUUCUGUGGUCUAUGGAUGACCUUUUCCCUGUUUUUCUCUAUGUGGUGCUACGAGCCAGGAUAAGGAAUUUGGGGUCUGAGGUGCACUUAAUUGAAGACUUGAUGGAUCCUUACCUGCAACAUGGGGAACAAGGCAUCAUGUUUACCACUUUAAAGGCGUGCUACUACCAGAUUCAACAUGAGAAGCUUACCUAGACCACCAUCUACAGCGUGUCUGGGAUUAUCUACUGAGUGGAACUUCAGUGACACCACUUUAUUUCCUGACAUGACACUUAAAAUUGAGAAUACUCUGAUGUUUCAGUUCUGUUGUUACAGAUGAAAACAUUCAGUUAUGUGUGAACUUUCAAUUUUAAUAUUGAAAAACUGCAGCCAGAGGCUACCUGUGAAGUGGUGAUGAAGACCAGAACUUGAUUUGUUGAGUAUUUGCCAAGAGGAAAUAAUUUCCUAUUCUAACAGAUCAUUUACUCGUUUUAAAUUAAAAAUACUACAAAAAGGCAUGGCAUCUAUGUAGAGUACAUGUAAAAGUCUGGAUCGCAUGGCUUCUAAAGCAGUAGGUUUCUUUUUUUAUUCCUGGUUUGUCAACAGAAGUGUUUAAACAGGAUGAGUUGCACCACAGAACCAUUCAGUCUUCCUGAAUUAAGCUAUUAGAUUUGUUUGUUUAAGAAUAGAAAUGUUAGAAUUAAUAAUGGAUAUCCUAUAGUUGUUUUGGCUGUAUAAGUUCUGAGGCAUCUUUGUAAAAGAGAGUUACUGAAUGCAGUAUUAAUGUGCUAUUUUAGAACUAAUCACACUAUUAUGGACUUGCCUGUUUACCAGAAAUUACGUACAGGCAUUCACCAUGCUUUCUGUUUAUGAAAUGAUUAAAAAGGCACUGACUAAUUCAAA